Molecule: messenger RNA, 3985 nt
Organism: Pristis pectinata (smalltooth sawfish)
Lineage: Eukaryota; Metazoa; Chordata; Chondrichthyes; Rhinopristiformes; Pristidae
Product: homeobox protein AKR-like
Biological process (GO): regulation of transcription by RNA polymerase II
Molecular function (GO): DNA-binding transcription factor activity, RNA polymerase II-specific; RNA polymerase II cis-regulatory region sequence-specific DNA binding
Source: RefSeq, a predicted model, not a curated record
GGACAGUGAGGGCCCGCUCAUGCUUUAUUUAACCAUUCCCGUCUCUCAGCCAUGAACAGUUCGAGCAUGUUGGAGUCUCUAGACGAUACCUCCAGGCAAUUACAUAAUUUGUUUUUGUUUUCGAAAACUUGUAUUUUCCCAAUUCAAAAGCACCGGGCAACGUGUGGAUCAGCUCUCUUCCCUUGCAAUGGGGCCGGUGUGCGGCAGCGAACUGAUGAAGAUGAGAGUCUGGAGGUCCCUCUUGACCUCUCUCAUUCAGGGAAGCGGCGGAGACGGGGGAACUUGCCUAAGGAGUCUGUACGGAUUCUGAGGGAUUGGUUGUACGAGCAUCGCUAUAAGGCGUAUCCGUCUGAACAGGAGAAAACCCAACUGUCGAGGCAGGCACAGCUAUCUGUACUGCAGGUCUGUAACUGGUUCAUUAAUGCACGCCGCAGACUGCUGCCAGAUAUGCUGAGGAAGGAUGGCAAAGAUCCCAAUAACUUCACUAUCUCUCGUCGUGGGAGUAAGAGCAUGGAGCAUACCCACGUUCAGACGUCGGUGACAUCAAGCAGUUUUGUCCCAGACCUUGACGAAAGAUCAUUUGGAUCCACAAGCUCCUGCCCAGAUAAUGGGGAGACCUCUCCAUGUAGCACCUCUUCUGCAGGAGCAUUCCUGCCAAGACCUUCAGUCAUAUGCCACACUACCGUCUCGACACCGAAUGAUGUGCCUUUACACUACUGCCCACCUACCGGCAUAGAGGGAAUGUCUAAAAUGGAUCUUUUGUCAAGUGCAGGCUUGGUGAAUACCAAUCCUGGAUGCUCCAAAGAUGCUGUUCAAAUUGGGUCAAACCCACCCCACCAGAGUGGACUAUUUAACACUCCUCCACCCACUCCUCCGGAUCUCAAUUCAAGAUUUCAGUGGCUUCAGCUGCUGGUGGAUGUUGCGCUGAAACGAGCUGCGGAAAUGGAAUCCCAGUCCAAGCCAAUGGCUUAGAUCCUACCCAUUCUGGCUGUCAAACUGACCUGAGGGAAGAAGAACACUACAGGAAAAGCUUGUUCCAUAUGGAAAAACAGAUGCUUUAUGCAGCAUGAUGCCUUCUUAUUUGCACAAGGGAAUCCCAAAACUUGGCUUCCUAUCACAGAAUUGUCUUAACAAAUUGCUCACAUGGAGACUGAUGAACUCAUGACUACUAUAGAUAGAUAAAUCUUUGUUUUGUAGUUGUUGAUAAUGUGAGAAUUUCCCAUGAUUAUGUGAUUCUUUACUUUCAGUCUGUGCAAUAUUUAGAUAUACAGAGCUGCCUUAUCACUCUUUAUCAUUCCUGCAUGGAAAAAUGAUGUGGCUCGUGCAUUGUUUAGAAUAAGUUUUUUUUAUAUAAUUAUGUAUUGUCACUGGGGCUUGUUUCUAAACUGAGUUUUGAUUAUUCCUUCAGUCUUUAUUUCAGUGUAAGGCAAUCGACCAUGGACCUGGGGAACAGAACUUUAUUGGUCUGCAGCAACUGCUUGUUGUGCAGACUUUUUUUUGUCUUUUCAGAUUCCAGUAGUCACAGCAGAACCUGCACACAGGCAUUCCUUACUCCUGCAACAUUGCUUUACUUGUGGCUCCCAUUCAUUGGUGUGGUGCUGUUUUAUGGCUGCCAUACUUGCCCAACUGUAAGGCUACAUCUGCACAAGAAGAGAUGACCAAUGGAGAGGGUGAGACCAGAACCAGCCCAGAAUGUUUUGGGUCCCUGAUCACCAAUAUUUUGUGUUUUAUGGCUGGCCUGGCUAAACUCUAAAUUUAGCACAAGUCUUGAAUGUACAUCACCUGCAUUGAUUAAUUUGGUUUUGCUUGUGUGUUUAGUGGCACUGAACCAGAUGUCUGGGUCAGCCCUCCAAUAAUGAUGCAGUUGCUGUACCUUCCUGGAAUAUUGCCUUUAAGACUGGUAUUGUGAGGUCUGGAUGAUUUGUUAAUGGAGCUUGUGUAUUGUCAGUUUGUCAUCUUCCAUUGUUCAAUGUCUUGAGAUAUUCGAAUGCAGGGUGGAGAUGUUUGAAAGUCAUCUAUGAUGGCUGUGCCAUUGUGCGUUCUAAAUUUUCUAGCUUGUAACUCAUCAAGUUGAGACUGACUUUUAAGUGAAGGAUGUUUUGUUUCUAAAACUGCUGUUACAUAAUUGAGGUUCCAAGAGGCCUUUCCUAAACUCCUGUUAUGAUAUGCUGUUUACUUGAGUUAUGGUGGGAGCAUGGGAGAAGCUGUGCAGAACAUCAGGACAAAAGUUUAAAUAUAUCACCUAAAUUUGCUAGGAGGCUUAGACUAGUGAAUAUAUUAUUUAGCCAUCCCGGUGCCGGUUUUGGUUUCUGUCAGCCUGACAAUGCACCUUAUCCCAAAGACCAGGCCCUGUUGCAUUCAGAUUCCUCCUCCAGUUUUGCAGUACUGCUGGGUCCCCAACAUGAAGCCCUGCUAAUAAUAUUCACCAAAUUCUUUUUAAAAAUACUAAACUUAACUGCUGACCCUCUAGUUAUUGGAGAAAAGCCUUUCUUCUAGGCUAAAUCCCAGAAGCAGAAAUAAUGUACUCUGCAAUGCCAUUAUUUAGAGGAUGGUGGGAUACAAAAGAAAACAAAACAAGACUUGGAAAUUGUAGAGUAUUCUUGUUUCAAUGGCUAGUUUUUUUUAAAAUCACAACAUUGAGCCCUGGAUGAAGGUCUUUCAGCUGAAUUUUGUGAUUUCCUUUUAGCUGAAGAGCAUUUAAGAUUAUUUAAACUGUUGUCAUUUCCUUCUCCCUUACCUCCAAUAUAUAUUUUACUCAGUUAGUAUUUCUUGUACUCCUAUACACUUUUCUAUAUUCUGAGCAGGUAAAUGCAUGAAUUGUGAUGCUUUUGAUUUUGCUAACUCUUGCAUUUAAGAGCUGGUAAAAUAGUAAAACUAAUGUAAACUUUCUUCAGGUAGUACUGUGCAUUGGAGAAAGGAUUAUGAUAUUUUGCAUAGGUUGGAGAUUUUUCAUAUGAAGCAUGUUCAUGCAAAUUGGCCCCUGUUCCACUUUUGACACAACUAUCAAGUUAUGGGAAUGAGGCUACAGAGGUCCUAAGGUUGCUUGAGGAUUCAUGUAGUCGGGUGAGAACCCCCUUCUUUACUAAAAGUAGGAGCAACAAUUGAAGCAUUUCUUUCAUUUGCCUGUGGGCUGCUGCUAAAAUUUGCAGCAGGAGUUGGUCCACCUCCCUCAUCUUCAUCCCCACUACCAUAGUGCCAGUGCUGGAAUUGUACCCUACCUCUUGAGGAUGUAUCCUGUAGUUUGUUUUCUUGAGGUCCUAAUGUGGUGGGCUGGGUUCAGUCAAAGAUCCAGCUGUAGAUUCUGAAACUGACUUUUAAAAAAGGAAUCCGGUCUCCAUAUCUGUACCUCCUAAAGAAUCAUGAACAGUAUGUAUGGGAUGCAGUCUUAAUUCUGUGACUUUUUUUUUGUAUAAUUUAUUAUACCAGUGAUGCUGAAGUCCUGACAUGCUGUUAAUGAUUGACAUUUGAAAGGCAGCUGAAUUAACACACUGUAAAAAUGACAGUCUCUGAAGCGGUCCUAAUUUGAAUUUCAUUGCUGGUGUAAUUCAAUUCACAUCUUUUUAUAGUUGGUUGUCAAUACUGUGUGGAAGUAUAUUUCCUGAUGAAAAUUAAUCAUAAAUCUGUAACUUUUUAAAAAAAAAAGUAGAGUGUCCUACUUUUAAUCUAGAUAUUAUUUUUAACCCUUCAACCUAGAAGGUAUUUGUACAGUUUUCAUCACUGAUCAUCUGAAAUUGUGAAAAAUGAGUGUAGACUGUACUAUAUGAACCUGGUCCAUUUUGCAUUGAUGUUUUGCCUUAUUGACGAAUCAGGAUGCAAAGGCCUGUAAAGACUGACUAAAGCUGCAGUAUUCCUCUUUGCCUUGCCACUGGAUUCUGCAGGCAGGGUUCUUCUCACUUCCUAAUUACAAGGUGGGGGCAUCAGAAUGCAGUUUCACAAUGUACCCAAUUUUGAUUUAAAAAUAAUAAAUUACUUUAUUCCUUCCUAA